AUGUUGACGUGUUAUCGAUAAUUUGACAGAAAUAAAUACGAUCUUUGCAUUUUAUCCGUUACCUUUUGCUUUUGUGUGGUUUUUUAUUUAAAAUUUAUGCUCAAAAAUGUUUUUCCUGAUAGAUUCUGGUGAUAGUUCAAGUGAUGAAGAGAAAAAACAAAGAUUGCGGUUAGAAAGAAAAGGAAUAAAACAAAGAUCCAACAUUUUUAAUUUGCCAGAUACAAAUUUUAGAUUUGUAGAUUACUUUCGAAUAAGUAAGCCAGCAUUUAAAUUUAUCCUGGAGAAAACAGAGCCGUCUAUGAAAAUUGGGAAACGAUCAACAUUCAUCAGUAACCAAUUAAAAUUAGCAACAACAUUGCGUUUUUUGGCGCAAGGACCUUACCAACUAAGCGUUGGAAAUGAUUUCAAUUUGGCCUUAUCACAACCCAUCGUCUGCGCAAUAUUGGCUGAAACUCUUGAAGUAUUGGAGAGAAAAAUUUGCCCAAUGUUCAUAAAUUUCGAAAUGUCUGAACAAGAAAAAACUGAAGCAAAACAGCAUUUUUUUGUGAAAACGGGAUUUCCUGGCGUGAUUGGCUACGUAGAUGGGACACAUAUAAAAGUUUCGGCACCUAAUAAGGCAGAGCAAGGUCUUUAUUUCAACCGAAAGGGAUUUUUCAGCUUAAAUGCAAUGAUUACUUGUGAUCAUAAAAUGAGAAUGCGUUAUUUUGAUGCGAGAUAUACAGUUUCGUCUCAUGACUCCCUUAUCUGGAAUAUAAGUUCUGCCAAACGGGUUUUAUGUGAACGUUACAAUGCUGGUGAGCGCAACUCUUGGCUAUUAGGUCCGUUUCGGAAGGAAGUGCUGUGGCAAUUUUCAACACUAAACAUGCUAAAACAAGGAACCUUAUUGAAAGAACAAUUGGAGUGCUGAAAACCCGAUUCCGUUGUUUACUUGGUGCUCGUCAGCUUCAUUAUAAGCCUGAAAAAGCAACUCAAAUCGCAAACGUGUUUGCUGCCUUGCAUAACGUUUGUAUAAAAUAUAACAUCGUAGUAUCAAAUGAUGCACCUUCGCCCACUGAGAAUUUCCAUGAUAUGUUUGAUGGUGAUAUAUCCGACAACUCAAAAAACAUUGACGCUUCGCAGAUUCGUCAACAAAUAAAAGAAAGUUUUUUGUAAAGAUUUUCAAACUUAUGUCCAUUACUUCAUAUAUGUACAUAAAGCUGUAGUUUUAUUAAAAAAAUAUAAAAGUAUUUUGCAGAUAACA
Molecule: messenger RNA, 1240 nt
Organism: Anastrepha ludens (Mexican fruit fly)
Lineage: Eukaryota; Metazoa; Arthropoda; Insecta; Diptera; Tephritidae
Product: putative nuclease HARBI1
Exons: 4
Coding region: 107-907 (266 amino acids)
Source: RefSeq, a predicted model, not a curated record